Molecule: messenger RNA, 2779 nt
Organism: Girardinichthys multiradiatus
Lineage: Eukaryota; Metazoa; Chordata; Actinopteri; Cyprinodontiformes; Goodeidae
Product: protein boule-like
Exons: 11
Coding region: 148-1167 (339 amino acids)
Molecular function (GO): RNA binding
Source: RefSeq, a predicted model, not a curated record
CCACCUGAAUGAGGUCAUUGCUCGGUGGUCUCCGGCUGAGUCACACCGUUGGAGGCGACCGACAAAGCGGAGCUGCAGAACCUUAGCAGGCCAUGUUUAAACCCAGAUUCUAGUCAGAAUACAACUUUAAGAGGCAUAAUUGUUCCGAUGAAUGCGGCUAUGGAGAUGGAAAAUCAAAACGCGCUCACAUCCUGCCAUUCGUCGUCUAAUGACAGCAGCUCUUCGUCUUUUGAUGUCUUAACUCAAGAAAACCCUCUGGAGAACUUUGCCCACCACUCAGCCGCCCCCGGCACCAUCAUUCCCAAUCGAAUUUUUGUCGGGGGAAUUGACCACAGGGUCAAUGAGAACGACCUGCGUCAUAUCUUCUCACAAUACGGUCCAGUGAAAGAUGUGAAGAUAGUAAUAGAUCGCUCAGGAAUCUCAAAAAGAUACGGGUUUGUUACAUUUGAAACCCAAGAAGAUGUAUUGAGAAUCCUCAGUAAUGUUAAUGGAAUCUGUUUCAAAGAAAAGAAGCUCUGCAUCGGCCAGGCUGUUAGAAAGUAUCACACUCCGGGGCAAGCUAAGAAUCCCCGCAUGGCCAACCUUGAACCGGCCAUCCCUCAUAUGAUGUCCUGUGGGACCUUUUAUCUGACCACGUCCACAGGGUAUCCUUACACCUACCAUAAGGGUGUUGCCUACUUUCACUGCCCCGUUAUGAACCCCGUGGUUCACCACAGGUCGCCUCAUCUUCAACUGAUGCUUCCUCGGUCCCAUCAGCCUGUUCACCCCCAGCAGACACCCGUGUAUCAUCACUGCCAGGAUGUCCCAAACCAGUAUCAAUGGAAUAUGGGUCAGGUGCUGACGCCUUUCAGUGCAGCAAUGUACUCACAGCAGCCAGAAUAUUUUUACCAUCCCCUUGACAGAAGUUCUUACCUGUGUCCUGCGCCUGGCAUGGAAGGCAGUACACCAGAGUUUUUAGAGCCGACAGCACCACAAUUUUACUCAGGAAUGACACCCAUUGCUCUGCAGCACGACCCUAGAGAGAAUCAGCUGUUCCCUCCUCCGCGUGUCCAUCUGAAGCCAAAGUACCGCCGCUACAUGCACCCCAAGGACUACUACCAUCUGCCUGAAUCCACAGAGCCGCCAGAUGCCUCAGUGUUUUCUUUCCACUCUCCUCAUGUAGGCUAAACAGUUGAUACCUUCUCAAGCACAACAUGCCACACUCACCACUGUGAUUUCACUCGUAUAAGUCAGUUCCUCCUUCUUUUUCAUGAAGUAGCGCAGGGUCAUAUCUGCUUUAAAACAGGGCAGUGACACUCUGAGACUAGCGGAUGUCUUCUCUGCUACUCUUGCUGUUAAUGUAGACAUCGAGGUUAGAGUUUAACAUUUUUGCUCUCAAGCAAAUCACUCACAGCCACUCUGUUAAAAAACCUACAGGGGUUUAAAUGUGUUUUCCAAUUUGUGAACAGCGCCGCUCUCCUAAGCGUGCCAUUUAGAGAAUUCAUGUUAUUAGAAGAUCUAAUGAUCUUUUAUAUGAGAAGACUGCUGCAGCAGUGUUUCAUCAUGAUGCCAUUUUGUUUCAUGUCAGAGCUCAAACAUCUGCUUUAAAAUCCACUGUUAAAUGUUUCUCCUAUUGGUCAGUUCAUCAGCAUAGCUAUACGUGCACGGUGGAUCUGUGGCUGAAGGUGGAGGUUAGCUGUAAGUUCUUUACUUUGGUUUCUUGCAGUGUUUUUGGUUGUGUUUGAGGCUCUCAGAGCUGUAAAGGAUUCUUUUGACUAUUAGGGGGCUUUAUUAGUGUCAUACUGGUUCUUUAAGCAGGGUUCCUUCAUAGAUGGAACUGUUUUCCAGGACUGGACCUAAUAGAAAUAAGGUGAUUAAAAAUCUUUAUUGGCUCUCUACAUUCUAAAUGUCUGAAUUUCAAAAAAAUAAUCAACCAGUUUGCUUUGUCUUGUUAAAAAGAAGUGAUAACUAAUUAGAGCCUUGAAAUUGAAUGAUGAGACCUAGAACAUUUGUAGAACCCUGUUUAAGGGCCUGCUGUCGUAAAUGAUGACCAUGGGAAGAGAACCAUCUGCAUUGUUUUUAACUCACUUAAAGCAAAAGAACUACCAGAUGUUUCUUAUUUAUUCCAGUCAUAGGAGCAACGUGAUUAUUUUGUACGAGAGCCGAUUGAUGGAUGUUGAAGUAGAUAUUUAGCAGGUUGUCAUUGAACAGAAUUUCCACUAAAGCACAACAGUUGCUCUCACAUUCAGUGUUUUAGCAUUUUAAUUUGGAGGAGGAGAACCGUUUUUAAGCACGCAGGAACGGAUCAGUCCUCGUCUACUGAGCCGCUGGGUGUAGUUUGGUUUUUCAUGUGUAAAACUAACCGAAUUUGUCUUGUGAAUAAUCCCUGGAAGACACAUUUUAAAAGAGAAACAAGAAGUGACAUGUUUUGAGCAGAUGGAAGCUUAGCAUGCUUACAGGUUGUUUUAGAAAAUAUUAUAAGCUUCAUUUUUUAUUCACAAUAGUUUUAGCAUUGUUUAAAAGGAAGCAAGUGCUUAUGUAAUUGUUUUCUUUUCUCUUAAAGUUCAGUUUUUCAUGUUCAGACUGUUUGUUGUUUAUUUCCUAUUUUGAAAUUUAACAGUAAAUUUGCUAUUAUGAGAGCACUUAUCUUUAAAUCUUCAGCAUAUAUGUGAGAUUUUAAGUACUUUGCUCUGUAAUGCCCCAUAGUAUCAGACAAGUUGUUUUCUCUAAACAUUGUUGUAGUUCAAUGCGUUUAUAGUUUUUGAGUGCAAAUAAACAUUUUGUGUUAUAUUUCCAUUAA